AUAUCUAAGAGACAAACUUAGAAAAGGGAAGUUCUGCUCUCAAAAAUAUUUUUGUAAUGCUCUUGGGUUAGCCGGCCCGCCGACUUUAAUUUUUUCUUAACCGGAUUUUCAUGUGAGCCACCAUGCCAGACGCCGGACCAAAUAGGCGCUCCUGCCCUAAACCGUCUUCGACAUCCUCUCCCUCACCCCGGUCCCCACUGGUUUCGCUCAAAGCCUUCGUCUUCCAUUAGAGCUACCUGAGAAGGAAAAGACGGACCAGCGGCAUGUGAGGAAGAAGAGAAGCUCCUGAGACUUGCGGAUUUAAGUUAUAAUGGUGUUUUGCACUGUUUGGAAGGAUUUAGCCUAGAUCCUGCCUAAACUCUGCUGUGAAACGGCCCCUAGUUUUUUAUUUUUUUUUUGAUAGAAGGUAAUGGCGGGACAAUCCGAUCCUCAUCUUUCAAUCUUUUCUGCCCCAGAGGUUGAGUUUUUGGCUGAGGACGAACUUGUUGAGAUAAUCCCGAAUAUAAGGAUGGAUGCUCUGAACAUGAUCUGUGGUGAUUUCGGUCCUUUCUUUCCACAAAUUUCUGCCAAGGUUCCAAUAUGGCUUGCAGUUGCUCUUAAGAAGCGUGGAAAAUGCUCUGUUAGGCCGCCGGAAUGGAUGUCUGUUGGUGUGAACUUCUCCCUUGAUCAUAUUGUUUAGCUAUAAUGAAUUGAAGUAUCCAGAUCUCUUACCGUAGGAUUGUUAUUUUCUAGAAAAAUUUCUGUUAAUGUUUCCAUUUUCUUAUUGCUGAACAGUUCAUGAAAAUUCAACAUGUGCAUGAACACCUAAAUUUUAAUAUUUACAUUAAUAGGCGCUCAAAUCUUCAAUAUCACAUAAAAAUACCACUUUUAUUAACUUUUUAAAAAUCAAAUACAUCUUUUUAUUCAUAGGUU
Phalaenopsis equestris is the source of this 912-nucleotide messenger RNA. RefSeq names its product DNA replication complex GINS protein PSF2-like. The record is from RefSeq and is a predicted model, not a curated record. Gene Ontology annotation, cellular component: GINS complex; nucleus. Lineage: Eukaryota; Viridiplantae; Streptophyta; Magnoliopsida; Asparagales; Orchidaceae. The coding region runs from base 410 to 679 and encodes 89 amino acids. Gene Ontology annotation, biological process: double-strand break repair via break-induced replication; DNA replication. The transcript is spliced from 3 exons.